This is a messenger RNA of Portunus trituberculatus (swimming crab), 1258 nucleotides long. RefSeq lists its product as uncharacterized. The record is from RefSeq and is a predicted model, not a curated record. The coding region runs from base 266 to 856 and encodes 196 amino acids. Lineage: Eukaryota; Metazoa; Arthropoda; Malacostraca; Decapoda; Portunidae. The transcript has 3 exons.
UGGCAAGUGAGAACCAGCCUUGACUGACUACCGUGGAAAAAAAGUUUCGUCAUACUGUGAAACGAGCUUUGCAUUACGCAACUUGUAACAUUACAAUUAAACUUCAACAUGAUUCUGGAAUUUCCUCAGCACUUCCAGUGAAAAUUAUUUAUCAUCCCUUACGAAACAUGAUGCAUUACGUUGCAGCAGCUAGUAUGUAUAAAAAUGAACCAGAAGGUGCAGGUUCAGUCAAUCGCUGGACACAAGAGUGAAAUCAACGCAACACAUGGAUCUUAGUAACAGAGCACUCGAAUUUUCCGCAACCAUAACACCACGCCUGGUCAGUGGACUGCCUACACAUUAUGACGCAGGAAACACAAGUGACCAAAGCUGUCUACAUCACCCAUCUCCGGGUUUGCUUGGGUCCCAGGCCCUAGAAACAUAUGAUACAAUAGAGGAACAGGAAGAGCGGAUCGACGGGUUCAGGAAAGUUAAAAUGUUCGAAAUGGCCCCGUCUGCUGACCCAGAAUUGGAGGAACGUCGGCAACGAGCAAUUUAUGCAAAAAAUAAUCGCAACACUAAAAAGAGGGAGUUGGAGAACCUGCAGCAUGAUUCGUCAGCACUCCGCACAGCCAAUACACAGUGCCAAGCGAAUCUGACUCGCAUGCAUGGAGUGAUAGAGGAUCAACAACGCAAGAUUGAACAGCUAGAAGAAUGGGUUUCAGACACUUGCCACCAGCUACGAGACAAAGAUGAGCAAAUUCGGAACAGCCAGAUCAAAUUGUCACAUCUGAAGGCACACCUAGAACUCAUUGCUGACGGCCUCGACGAUAAUAUGUCCCGCAGGCUACUGCUCAAUCUUCUUGCUCAAUCCUGAAGAUGCCCUAUUACAUCACAAUAAGAAAGUAUUAUACAUGCAAGCAAGCUUGAUCACACAGGCAACCGGCGCCGACCUGCAACAAUAUUACCAUAUAAACAAGUGUAAGCGUGCACAGAUAAGGAAAUGUAUAAGAGGGUGUCAGCUCCGGCAGCCUGCUUCAACCCUCUUUGCUGUUAGCUGGAAUCAUUCUUGCCUGCACAGCCAGCAUGGUUGGACACUACUGAAUAGAAAGCAAGAUGGGUGUUAACCUCCUGAUAGCUUAAGUACAAUACUGAGAUAACAAUUAAAUGGAGGAAGCACUACGCUAACAGGAACGUUGUGAAUAGGCUGUAGGCUAAAGUUAGCCAAGUUGAACUAUGAAUGUAAGCAAAUUACAAUAAUCAUUAUUAAUGUUGUUGU